AGCUUCAGCGGCGAGAGGCGUCGCGUUGUGACGUUUCUAGGCCAUGGAGGCACUGACGGGUGUCUCCAAGCAAGGCAUCCGUGAACAAAUUUGGGACUAUAUGGAAUCACAUGAUUUAGCUGACUUUCCCAGACCUGUUCAUCACAGGAUUCCCAACUUUAAGGGGUCUUACCUGGCUUGCCAAAGCAUCAAAGAUCUGGAAGUCUUUGCUGGGACACAGGAAGUGAAAGUGGACCCUGAUAAGCCCCUGGAAGGUGUUCGGUUGCUGGCACUGCAGAGCAAAAAGACCCUGCUCGUCCCGACGCCACGACUGAGGACAGGGCUGUUUAAUAAGAUCACACCACCUCCUGGAGCCACUAAAGACAUACUAAGGAAAUGUGCCACCUCCCAGGGUGUGCGGAACUUCAGUGUCCCUGUGAGCUUGGAUUCCAGUGUCCUUGUGGAUUUAAUUGUGGUGGGAUCUGUUGCUGUGUCUGAGAAAGGCUGGCGAAUUGGGAAGGGAGAAGGCUAUGCUGAUCUUGAAUAUGCCAUGAUGGUGUCGAUGGGAGCUGUCCACGAAGGGACACCGGUUGUCACCAUUGUCCAUGACUGCCAGGUCGUGGACAUCCCUGAGGCUCUUCUGGAGGACCACGAUCUCACCAUUGACUACAUCAUCACUCCCACCAGGGUCAUUGCUACAGGCUGUGCACGCCCAAAGCCAACAGGGAUCAUCUGGUCCAAGGUCAGUUGUGAAAUGCUUACGAAAAUCCCAGUACUCAGGAGCCUCCGUGAGCGAGAGAAGCGGGCCGGGAAGGAUGUCACUCUUCAAGCUGAGCCUGACAGCCAGUGCCCAGCUCCAAGCACUAUCAGGAGACCCCGGGAUAUACCACAGUCACAAGCAGGUGCCCUAGGAAGGUCCCAUAGCCCCCUGCAGGGGGUGGAUACCCAACCAGCUGCCACUGUGCGUGUGGAAAACCUGCCCUCCAGUGCUCGUGUACGUGAGCUGAAGAGAGCACUCCAGGAGCUGGGGGCAGUGCCCCUGAGGCUUACCUGGCAGGGGCCACAGCAUAGGGCCAUUCUACACUAUGCAGACUCAGCUGCUGCCCAGCAGGCUGCCUCCCGCCUUCAGGGCCUACAUCUUGGUGCCAACACCUUGAGGGUGGCACUGGGGCAGCAGAGGGAUACAUGACCUGGUGAGCAGUCCUCAGCAGAAGAGCCAUGCCCUCUCUGUUACUGGGAUGUCUCUGGCAUGUGACAGUUUGCCAUUGAUGGUAGCCUGCUGCUCUGUGAGGCAUAUGCUGUCUUCCUGGGAGGAGCCAAACUUUCCUGAUGGGUGGGGAUGUGUAGCAAGCAAUACAUCACAACUCUCAGGAUACUGUGAGCUCUUACUCAUUCUGACCCAUUCCAGUUCUGGUUGUGAAGUCCAUGUGAUGCUCUCUGGGUGCAGAAGGUUUAGGGGCUGAGCAGUAGGGACAAGAGGUAAAGAAUGGAGAUCUGAUUUUGGAUAGGAGAGAAAGUAACAGAGGCCCACAGAGAAGAGGCCAGGGCGGGGAUCGAGGGCAGGCAGCAGAGCCAGAAGGCUGUCCUUGUGAUCAUUGCAGACCCCCAUCCAGCAGAACAGGAGAGGGGAGCACAGCAACACCACAGUGCCCUUAUGUGAUCAUGUCUACCCAGGCUGCCAGCUCUAAGUCAACAGGCUUAGGGUUGUGAGGAUGGGAAGGAGGAGGGUAGCACUGGUGCCAGGAUCCUAGGCAGAAAGUCAGAAUGAGCCUUUAGGAAGAGAGUUUGACUCAUUCAAAUGUGCGUGCCUGAGAAGUUCCUUAUUUUUACCAAUGGGUCUUCCAUACUGUCCAUUAAAAUUGUCCUUUGUCCCAGAAGGGCAGGCCUUGUUCACCUAUUUUUUGUUUGUUCAUUUAUUUAUUUGUUUUU
Molecule: messenger RNA, 1908 nt
Organism: Onychomys torridus (southern grasshopper mouse)
Lineage: Eukaryota; Metazoa; Chordata; Mammalia; Rodentia; Cricetidae
Gene: Mthfsd
Product: methenyltetrahydrofolate synthetase domain containing
Exons: 8
Coding region: 44-1168 (374 amino acids)
Cellular component (GO): cytoplasm
Molecular function (GO): nucleic acid binding
Source: RefSeq, a predicted model, not a curated record